AUGCUCACGAAACUGAGCAAGGACAAGGAUUUCUCCAGAAAGAUUCGCAAAUUCUUCUCGCUGGCUCCAGUGUCACGAAUGUCCCACGUCAAAGGAUUGUUUUACUAUCUUGGUCAAAUCUAUGAGCAAUUCAAACUCGUUUAUCGAUUAUUCGGCGAUAAUGAAUUUUUGUCAAACAACAUAUUCACACAACUACUGACGGAUAUCAUUUGCGACAAAUCGGUGAAUAAUCCGCUAUGCGAAAAUUUCAUUUUCUCCGUGAGCGGACCAAACAGCAAUCAGUUCAACUCGUCCAGAAUUGGCAUUUAUUUGGCCCAUAAUCCAGCUGGGACGUCGUCUCGAAACAUGUUACACUUUGCGCAGAUGGUACGCACAAAAAGUAUGGCACCGUUCGAUCUAGGGCCAGAAGGAAAUACCAGGAAGUACGGUCAGGUGAGAAAAACGUAA
Messenger RNA from Cooperia oncophora, 447 nucleotides. The record is from the annotation of a GenBank genome assembly. NCBI's taxonomy places the organism in Eukaryota, Metazoa, Nematoda, Chromadorea, Rhabditida, Trichostrongylidae.